This is a messenger RNA of Sinocyclocheilus grahami, 4124 nucleotides long. RefSeq names its product nucleotide-binding oligomerization domain containing 1. Bases 335 to 3148 code for a protein of 937 amino acids. Gene Ontology annotation, molecular function: protein binding. The transcript is spliced from 11 exons. Gene Ontology annotation, biological process: regulation of apoptotic process. Lineage: Eukaryota; Metazoa; Chordata; Actinopteri; Cypriniformes; Cyprinidae. The record is from RefSeq and is a predicted model, not a curated record.
UGCACGGCAGAAAUGAUCAUAUCCAGGGUGUUUCCACUAAUCCGGGUCAGAUUUCAUGUUUUAGUUUCACUUCCUAGUUAACAUGGAAGGUGCGGAACCAGCUACAUUCGCUCAGUCAGUGUAACCUUCGCAGAUUCCGACGCGUUCGUUUUCGGUUUUCUUUUGCGCGAGCAUGUUGAAAUGGCUAAACUUUGCUAAAAUAUAAUAUAUCGUAAUUGCAAAACUCAGUGUCGCUUGAUCGACGCCGAUUUCUCGCCUCAGACGCACGUCUGUGAAGAGCCUGGGCUGGAUGCAUCAUUACUCGAGCUGACCAGGUUCAGUGUCCUGCUGUGGAAUGGGCUCUUACAGGAGUGAGGACCCUCACCUGAAGCUGCUGACUUCACACCGAGAGCUGCUGGUGGAGCAGGUGAAGAACACGCAGUGUGUGCUGGACAACCUCCAGAUGAACGGCUUCAUCUGCACUGAAGACAUCGAGAUCAUACAGCGCAGCAGCACCAAAACUGAGCAGGUACGCAAAAUCCUGGAGCUGGUUCAGAGUAAAGGAGAGGAGUGCUCAGCGUAUUUCGUACACGUUCUUCAUGAAGCAUACGAUGCUUACAUUGAUCUGCGGCCUUGGUUUGAAGAAAUUCGGUACAUACCAUUAGACACUAUUAGUGUCAUACCAGUGGUCAACACAGAUCCCAUUAGCAAGUACUGUGAGAAGCUCAGAUAUGAGCUGGGAAGAGACACUCAGUUCAUCACGUCGUACUCGAAGAGCGAGGAGACGCCGCUGGAGGAUCUGUACACGGACACUCAGAUGGAGCUCCUGAACGACAGAGGUGAGAGUUUGGGAUACUUGCAGAGUCUGGAAGAGCUUCUGGGAGACCAGGGUGUCUUCAACCCGCAGGCCGAGACCAUCUUCAUCACUGGCGACGCUGGCGUGGGCAAAUCCAUCGUUCUUCAGAAGCUGCAGAAUCUGUGGUCCAGAAGAGAGCUAAAGACUCGCGCCAAGUUCUUCUUCAAGUUCAGAUGCAGGAUGUUUAGCGCCUUCAAGGAGACCGACGAGAUCUCGCUGAAGGAUCUGAUCUUUAAACACAACUGCUAUCCAGACGGCGACCUCGACAACGAGGUCUUCACCUACAUCUUGCGAUUCCCAGAGACGGUGCUUUUCACCUUUGACGGAUACGAUGAAAUCCAAACGGAUUUUGAUUUGGAUAACGUGCCAGAAACGGUUUCCCCGGAGGAAAAGACCCGUCCACUUUUGCUUCUCAUGAACUUGCUUUGUGGAAAAUUGCUCAAAGGUUCCCGGAAGAUUCUGACUGCACGAAGUGGCACCGAAGUCCAAAGCAGAGUGAUCUGGAAGAAGGUCUAUUUGAAGGGAUUUUCACCUGAACACCUGAAGAGAUACACGGCUUUGCAUUUCCCAGAGAAGGAACACAAGACAAUGGUGACCGAUCAACUAGACGCCAAUCCUCACCUCUGCGGUCUUUGCUCCAUCCCGUUGUUCAGUUGGAUCAUCCUCAAGAGCUUCAAGCAUCUUCAUUCGGUAUAUGACAACUUUGAGUUGCCGGAUUCUUGCAUUACGCUCACAAAUGUCUUCUUGCUUCUUUCCGAGGUCUUUCUUGGACACUCGACUGCACGUCCUGGUCUUUUAAAACGGAGUACGAGGUGUCCAGCGGAGACCUUUAAAGCUGGUGAGCAGAAGCUUGCGGCUUUCGCUCGACUGGCCUUGCAUGGUCUCGAACGGGGAGGACUUGUGUUCAGUAUGGAGGAAGUGACAUCCUGUGGAUUAGAAGAUGAAGUCCUUCAGUUUGGGUUUCUGAGGCCUGCUUCUCAUUACGAUGGAUCCGGAGGCUCUGCGACCUUCGAGUUUCUCCACGAGACCCUCCAGGCCUUCUUGGCGGCGUUUUCAUUGGUGCUGGACUCCAAAAUAACUCCUGAAUCUAUUCUAAGUUUCUUCUCCAAAUGCGAAUACAAGAGGUCGUCGCAUCUCUCCUGCUUGCCUUGCUUGGGAAAGUCGAGACCUAGAGAUAAAGACCCUUUCCAAACCAACUUCCAGUUCACCAAUUUAUUCUUAUGCGGCCUCUUGUCCAAACCCAAUGCGGCACUCCUGGAGCAUCUCGUUCCUCCGGCGUCAUUGAAACAGAAGCGCAAGAUGCUCAAGUCUUAUCUGUCUAACAGCGUGAGAACGCAUCUUAAAGGCCUUCCUCGAUAUCCAUCCACAGACAUUGAGGGCGACAAGGUGCAUGCAAUGCCAAAUUUCUUGUGGAUGCUGCGGUGCAUAUUUGAGACAAACAGCGAGGACGUUGCAAAGAUGACGGCCAACGGCAUAUCGGCGGAUUACAUUAAGAUCGCCUUCUGUAACAUUUACUCGGCCGACUGCAGCGCGUUGAACUUUGUCCUCCACCACCGUAGGAAGCACCUGGGGGUCGACAUGGACAAUAACAACAUCAACGAUUACGGCGUGAAACAACUGAGACCCUCCUUCAGCAAAAUGACAGUAGUAAGAUUUUGCGUGAAUCAGCUCACUGACAGCAGUAUCGAGGUUCUGGCAGAGGAACUCAUCAGACACAAAGUCAUUAAGGUCUUGGGUCUUUACAAAAACUACAUCACAGAUGUUGGAGCCAAGCUAGUAGCAAAGAUCAUUGAAGAAUGUCCACACUUGAGGGUUGUCAAGCUCGGCUGCAACAACAUCACAGGUGUGGGUGGGAAAUACCUUGCCAGUGCAAUUCACAAGAGCAAAUCUAUCUUUGAUGUAGGAAUGUGGGGAAACACCAUCGGUGACGAGGGUGCAGAUGCAUUUGCAGAGGCUCUGAAGAAUCACCCAAACCUGACCAACCUCAGUCUCUCUGCCAAUGGCAUUACGUCUCACGGUGGAAGAAGUCUGGCAAAAGCACUGAAGGAAAACAAAAGCCUUCACAUCUUCUGGUUGAUACAGAACAAAAUCUCUGAUGAUGCAGCGUCGGACUUUGCUGAUGCCUUCAGAUCCAACUCUGCUCUGACGCAUCUGAUGCUAAUAGAAAACGAGUUCACCAUUCAUGGAGCCAAAGAGAUGUCUGAAGGCCUGACUAACAACACUACACUGAAGGAAGUCAACAUUAAAGGAAGCCGGGUUUCUGAAGAAGAAGAACAACUCUAUGAGGGUGACAAGCGGCUUCGCUUCCACUGAGAAGAAACAUUAAAACACGUGAUUUGAGAAAAAAAAAAAAAGUCUGUGAGAAAAGGAAGUUGGUGUCAUUCCAGACACUGGUUUUCUUCAGUAUCAGAAGCACCACUGGCUGUGAAGGCAAAACCCAUUCAAGGCUUUCAGGUGUAUUACGGUCACUCUGACGCAGGUUUUAUACAAUCAUACUUAGAUGAAACUCUUUGGGAAUACUUUAGGCUUUUUAAUAGGGAUGCACCGAUACAAUACCGAUAUCGGGCCGAUACUGCACUCCUGUAUUCAUUAAAAUGCUCCAAUACCAAAAGCACACGGCGUGUGAAGAGUGCUGUAUCCAGACAAAGAACCACCGACAACAGAACAGAAUGGAGUUAUUAGAGAUUAAGGAUAUCUAUGCAUGUAUGGAAUCAAUAUAAUGUUAAACAUUCAUGCCUGUAUAGCUGAUGUGCGCGAGCUAAUAAGCAUAGUGGAUUGAGUGCGCGGCGGCACAGAUGCGCAAGCUUGUCAAGUGAACAUCUCUUUCUCACAGACAGCACUGGAAAGUUUAUAGAUCGGCCGGGAAUGUCAAAAGCAAGUAAGUAAAUGAAUGCACAAGUUACUAAAAGCUACUUGAUGGACGGCAAGGAGAGAGAAAGCGAGCGAGGAAGAGCGCGCGCACUGUUGCAUGAUCUUGAUUUCUGUUCGUUCCAUUAGCACAUGCAUCGUUUGGACUAAAAACAAACAAAUUAUAGGGGCAUUCACUAUAAACAACAUUUUACACGUCAAACGUAUACAACUUCAUUUAAAGCGUAAGUGAAACUCGCAGCCUGUGUGAAUGCGCUGGGCUUUAUUUGUCUCUCAUUCUGCACCAACACAAAUGUUCGGCUUGCUUGACGUCGCUUUGGAAUAUACAAGUCGCAGCACAUUUCAGAUAAUAAAAAACAACUUAUAUUUUAGAAAAUAUAAUUUGGUUUCUCUACCCAGUGUAUUUAAAUAUUAUAAAUGC